Messenger RNA from Saprolegnia parasitica CBS 223.65, 159 nucleotides. RefSeq lists its product as hypothetical. The record is from RefSeq and is a predicted model, not a curated record. Lineage: Eukaryota; Oomycota; Saprolegniomycetes; Saprolegniales; Saprolegniaceae. The transcript is spliced from 2 exons. Bases 1 to 159 code for a protein of 52 amino acids.
AUGCAGCUGCCGCGGCAGAUGAAGCUCAAAGAGGAGAUCGAUGCGCUGCGACGACGCCAACCGCGCCAAAAGACAUCGGCGCCAGAGGCCAAUGAAGCCCUUAGAGCCAUCGCGACCGUCGUCGUGCCACCGGCGACGCUUCGGGACGAGAAGCUGUGA